This is a messenger RNA of Microcebus murinus (gray mouse lemur), 693 nucleotides long. NCBI's taxonomy places the organism in Eukaryota, Metazoa, Chordata, Mammalia, Primates, Cheirogaleidae. The record is from RefSeq and is a predicted model, not a curated record.
CCUACAUCACGCGGGAGCGCAUCCGCGAGGUCUCGCGAGGACUGCCCGUGAGUCGCAGCAAAAGCUGCGGAGCGCGGGUCUCCGCCGUGGUAACGGACUGGGCGUUUCCGUUGUCUGCAUCUUGCGGCAGGAGCCAUAUAUUGACAAUGUCUGGAAGCUUCUACUUUGUAAUUGUUGGCCACCAUGAUAAUCCAGUUUUUGAAAUGGAGUUUUUGCCAGCCGGGAAAGCAGAAUCCAAAGAUGACCACCGUCAUCUGAACCAGUUCAUAGCUCAUGCCGCUCUCGACCUGGUAGAUGAGAACAUGUGGCUGUCGAACAACAUGUACUUAAAAACUGUGGACAAGUUCAACGAGUGGUUUGUGUCAGCAUUUGUCACUGCAGGGCAUAUGAGAUUUAUUAUGCUUCAUGACAUAAGGCAAGAAGAUGGAAUAAAGAACUUCUUUACAGAUGUCUAUGAUUUAUAUAUAAAGUUUGCAAUGAAUCCAUUUUAUGAACCCAAUUCUCCUAUUCGAUCGAGCGCAUUUGACAGAAAAGUUCAAUUUCUUGGGAAGAAACACCUUUUAAGCUGAAUGCAGGAAAAGUUCUGAAAUAAACAAUGUUACAACAAUGGGGUAUACUCAGGAAUGUGUACAUUGUAAUAACUUGAUUAAAUAGCCUGGAAAACUUUUACUUGUAGUCUCAAUUUAUCUAAAC